AUGGCUCCUCGUAAGCGAGGUUUGAAUGAUGAAGAGAUCUGCAAACUCUUAGAGGAAUUAGAUAAAGAAAAUUAUGCUGAUAGUGAUUCCGAUUGCUCUGAUGAGGAGGAUGACGUAACUGUAAAAACAAUUUUUGGAGAAGAUGAAGAAAUUAAUGUUAUCAAAACCGAUGGAAUACAGCAAGCUUUCACAUGGCGUGAAAUUCAAAAUUUGGACCAUUCGCAAAAGAUAAAUUUUACCGGACAAUCAGGUGUUGCUUCCUCAAUUAUGCCUUUACAGAAUGAAGUUGAUUUUUUUGAUUUAUUCAUUUCUAAAGAGUUACUCCAAUUAAUUUCAACAGAGACUAACCGGUAUUACAAUAACCAAUUAAACUUUCACCCAGAAAAGGAUAAAAGGUCCCAUUCAUCUGAAUGGUAUGAAAUGAAUGCAGACGAGCUCAAGAUAUUUUUUGCUUUAAUUUUGCUAAUGGGCCACAUUGAAAAAGACUGUUUAAAAGACUAUUGGUCUACUGACGAGUUAAUUGCUACACCAAUAUUUGGGAAAUCAAUGCCUAGAGACAGAUUUCUACAAAUAUUGCGUGCUCUUCAUUUUGCUGAUAAUUCUACUAAACCAAAAAAUGAUGAAAACUAUGACAGGCUAUGGAAAUUGCGUGAUGUGUUUAACCUAAUAAACGAUUCUUUCAAAAAAUAUUACUCUCCUACUGAAGAAUUGUCAAUAGAUGAAGUUAUUGUGAAAUUUAAAGGGAGAGUAAUAUUUAAGCAAUAUAUGCCUAAAAAGCGAAAGCAAUGGGGUAUAAAAAUGUACAAAAUUGCCGAUAAGGAAGGUUUUACUUAUGAUAUGCAAGUUUAUUUGGGUAAAGACAAAAACAAACAAGCUCCAUCCUUACCUGCAUCUUAUAACGUUGUGAACAAUCUAGCAAAUUCUGUUAAAGGAAAAGGUCACAAACUUUACAUGGAUAACUUUUUUUCUUCUCCAGAUUUAUUUUCAGAUAUGCUGAAAAACUAUAAAGUAAAUUGUUGUGGGACUGUCAGGGCAAAUAGGAAAAAUUUUCCCAAAUUUGCUCAAAAUAAAAAAUCAAAAUCUGUAGAAAGUCAAAUUCUUUAUUGUGAGGAAGGAAUGGUAGCCGUAUGUUAUCAUGACAAGCGAGAUGUUUAUCUCCUAAGUAAUAUUCAUGAGCCUCACGCAGCUCUAGAGCAUGAUGAUACUAAAAAGCCAAAAAUUGUCGCUGAUUAUACGGAGCAUAUGGGUUUUGUCGAUUUGAGUGAUCGAAUGGCUAAUUCAUAUUCCUUCGGUCAAAAGUUAUCGGUGGAAAAACCCAUCAACAAUAUAGAAUGA
Molecule: messenger RNA, 1335 nt
Organism: Parasteatoda tepidariorum (common house spider)
Lineage: Eukaryota; Metazoa; Arthropoda; Arachnida; Araneae; Theridiidae
Source: RefSeq, a predicted model, not a curated record